Molecule: messenger RNA, 588 nt
Organism: Candidula unifasciata
Lineage: Eukaryota; Metazoa; Mollusca; Gastropoda; Stylommatophora; Geomitridae
Source: the annotation of a GenBank genome assembly
AUGGCUGCUGUGGCUCAACAUUUCGAGGCUUUCAAAACACGACUUGAUAAAGUCUUGCAUGAAAAGAAUAAAGUCACCGAUUUUCUGGCAAAAAUUGAACAGAAGACCGGAGUUAGACGUUUAUACAUUGUGAUAGCAUUGGUGGCGCUCCUUGCUGUGUAUCUGAUGAUUGGUUAUGGAGCUGACUUCCUUUGCAAUUUUAUUGGGUUUCUGUAUCCAGCAUAUGCAUCUGUGAAAGCAAUAGAGAGUCAUGACAAAGAAGAUGAUACCAAAUGGUUGACCUACUGGGUUGUGUACAGUGUGUUCAGUCUAUUGGAGUUCUUCUUUGAUAUCUUUCUGUUUUGGAUUCCAUUCUACUGGUUCCUGAAGUGUGCUUUCUUGGUCUGGUGUUUCCUGCCCAUACCCUGGAAUGGCUCACAUCUGAUUUACUACCGCUUUAUCAGACCAUUUAUUCUUCGCCAUAAGGACAAGAUUGAUGCAGCACUUGACGAGGCUAGUAACGUUGUUAAUGAAGCCCGUGAACUGGCAGAGGAUGCGAUUGCUGAUGAAGUUACCCGCAGAGCUCGUGACGGUUUUAAAAGUGACUGA